This is a messenger RNA of Aquila chrysaetos chrysaetos, 4326 nucleotides long. RefSeq names its product torsin 1A interacting protein 2 (gene TOR1AIP2). The record is from RefSeq and is a predicted model, not a curated record. NCBI's taxonomy places the organism in Eukaryota, Metazoa, Chordata, Aves, Accipitriformes, Accipitridae. Gene Ontology annotation, biological process: membrane organization. The transcript is spliced from 6 exons. Gene Ontology annotation, molecular function: ATPase activator activity. Bases 381 to 1970 code for a protein of 529 amino acids. Gene Ontology annotation, cellular component: membrane.
CUACACCUCCCAGCAGCCUGCUCGGCACCCAUGGAAGGGCAGAGUUCACUGUCACGUUGACAGCAGAGGAUUAAGGUUGUGCGUUGGGGGCACAGGCUGUCCUGCCACCACCAGAGCCAAAGGGCCUCUGGGAAGGGCGAGCGGAGGGGCCAGCGCUGGCCUGCUCUUGUUGCCCCUCUGCUUCACUUCACCGCCCUGACCGGCUCCGAACCUGCUCGGGCUUAUGGGCGAUUAGUCACAAUUCCCGAGGCCAAGACGGGAUGGUGUCUGUGAGGGGGCUUGGUCAGCCACUCAAACGAACGGCAGGGAGAUACAUCUCCUUAUGACCGAAGGAGAAAGUGAAAACGGUACAGAAGCCUGAGCUCCAGGGGAGAAAGAAAAUGGAAGAGAAUCCAAGUGUGGAUCUGUCUGGAGCUGGGCCAGCCCAAGAUGAGGUGGAAAGCACAGCAGAGCACCCUGUGCACCAAGAGCCCACCCAAGAAACACUUGAGCACCAAGUGACAAGCAGGUGGCCUGAGACCUCCUGCAAACCACAGGAGGACUCUUUGGUAUGUAAGUCACCAACUUUGGAUGGAGGAGGGAUGACACUGUCGGAUUCAGCUGGCCCCACAGUAAAGGAAAAGGUUGCCCAGGAAACUGAAGUAUCACUGGAAGAAUCUGGGAAGACAAGAGAUGGUGUCUCAGAAAGAUCACAGGAAGAAGAUGACUUGGAUGAAGCCAGGCUGGCCCAUGAUAAAAUGGACAGCGAAGGAGACAGCCCUGUCCACCAGGAAACAAGGGAGGACCAGGAGACAAGCAGGCAAUGUGAAAGCUCCUUCACAGCAGAGGAAGAUGCUUCAUCAAGAAGCAAGUCACUGAGCUCUGACAGUAAAAUGACACAUUUGGAUGUGACUGCCACAGAAGAUGUCACCAAGGGCUUCUUGGCAGAGAAGAGCACCAGUGCCCCUCUCCUAGAUCAGGAGCCAGAAGAGCACAUACAGCAAGAAACACAGGAGAGCGGAUCCCAAGGCACGUUAAGGAACAGACGUGGGACCGAAGGGCACACAGCCCCAAAGCCAGAGGCUCAGUCCUGCUUGCAGAAUGUCCCCACCCAAAACACAGACGAGGAGAAGACCCAAGAGUCCCUCUUGCUGAAAGGUGAGGAAAAGAAGCUUCCCUUGCAUGUUACUCAUCGACCAGAAGGCACUAAUCCUCCAGGAAUAAGGCUUGUCAUCGUGAGCCUCGUACUGCUCGGCUUCUGCAUAUUCUGCUUCGGCAACCCAGCCUCCAAGUCCCAGCAAGUCCCCAAGAACCCCACGGUGGAGGCAUUCCUGUCCCAGUUCAACCAGCUGCCGGACAAGUUUCCAGGACAGAGUCCGCACCUGUGGCUUCGUGGGCGCAAGUUCCUGCAGAAGCACCUCAAUGCAUCCCACCACACGCAGCCGGCCAUCAUCAUCUUCACAGCCGCCCGCAAGGGUGAGUGGACCUUGCGAUGCCUUAGCACCUGUGUGGCCAACACCUACUCGGCCGCCCUGCACGCCAGCACGGUCCAGAUCAACGGCACGGAUAAAUCCAGGCUCCAGAGUGACCAGGCCAAGCUGGAGGUGGACUCAGAGCUGAGCUCAGCUUUCCAGGCUGGGGGCCGUGCUGCAGUGAUACACCGCUUUGAGUUACUGCCGGCAGGGGCCACCCUCAUCUUCUACAAGUACUGCGACCAUGAAAGUGCUGCUUUCAAGAACGUGGCCCUGCUGCUGACCGUGCUGCUGGAGGAGGAGACACUGGAGACCCACAUCAGCCUCCAGCAGGUGGAAGAGAGGGUCCGUGACUUUCUCUGGGCCAAGUUCACCAACACCAGGACCCCCAGCUCCUAUGACCACAUGGACUCCGACAAGCUGAGCGGGCUGUGGAGCCGCAUCUCCCACCUAGUCCUACCAAUCCACCCGGUGCAGACUAUUGAGAAGGGGGGCUGCCAUGUCCACACCAAACCCUAGGGGCAAAGGCUGCCAGAGUCCUGGGAAGGGUUGGAAAGACAGUUCUGGCAAACUCCAGUGCAGGUGGAGGCACAAGCAGUGCUAUUUCUCUUCAAUUUGUUUCUCUUUCUUGGGAAGAGUUUGACAGGUACAAGUUGAUACAGGCCAUUUGGCCAGCUGAGUCCUGGAGGUGAUAGAUCACAUACUUCCUUCUGGCAGAUGGGAAGAGUGGAUAUUUUAGGUAUUUGGUAGAUAUUGCACAGAAGAACAUCACUCUGUGGGGAGGCAGGAAGGAAAACAGGACUUUGCAGCUAGCAUUCCUAUCAGUAAAUACACAAAUAACGUACACAACUAGUAUGCCAGAAAAAUACUUCAGUUCAGUAGCUUUUUCAUUUCUCCCUGCCCCUCAGUUUGCUAAUGUAAUGUACAUCAGUCUCACAAUGUACUCUAUCUAGAAUGUUUCUCUCUCUUUGCAGAGAGCCGCUGGAACACAGGAAGGUCAAAUUCCCCAAAGCCCAACAUUUUGAAGGCAUGCUUCAAAAAGAAAACCAGUUUGCUAGUCAAGGGUUUGACCAGUCAGUCCUGAUAGAGUCCCACUCGCACAGACUGAAUGACACCCAGCAAAGACCAGAUCCUAAAUAUAGGAUGUUCAAACAAACCUGCAAUUCAGAAAUCCCCUAAACAUCAAUUACAAGAAAUUUCAGGUUGUCAGCACUUAAACACUGCACUAAAGGGGGGGGGGGGGGGCGGGAUCCCAUAUGCCAGAGAAUAAGCUCCAAAGAUAGAGAGCAAUGAAACAGAAACCACUUUACAGUCAUUCUGAUAGUGUGAAGCCUUAAGGGCCUGCACAGGUGAAAGAAUGAGUAAUACAGUUUGACUUAAUGCUACUUCUUUAAAAAAAAGGCCACUCUUGAUCCCUUUGCUAUCACAAGGCUAUGACUAUCUCUUUUGGCUAAUGCAUCAGCUUUGGUCCUACACGAUAGAUUGCUCUUCACCCAGAUCUCUGAUCUGUGUGUGGGACAGGAAGCCACCUGCCUACCUCUCCUCAGAUAACUUUUGUUGAUGAAUGAAGAUGUUAGCAUUGAUAUUUAUUUCAAACCACAUGGGGUGGCACACCACAUCCUUACCCUCCAAAGGUAUAUUUGCUUCCCUGCCAGGCAGCUGGUGCUCUGGCAUACGCUAAAGCAACUAGGAGCAGAGCUGGGAUGAGCUGGAAAAGACAGCCUCUGGCGUUAACACUAAAAAUCCUCAACAAAACAGCUUGGUUUCUUACUGUGCCUCCUCUUCUGCAUCCCAAGAAGAGAAAUCUGAGUCCUGGAAAUACUGUGGUGCCCUUGCACACUGUGUUUCUACAGAUGCUCUGGGGUAGAGCAGCCAACUCAGAGAACACCUGGGGGAUAUGUGCAGGUUACAGCAUUUAUAGUAACGCAGCAGUCAGCCCCAGGUGUCAACCCCUUGUGCCUAUGGUGCUGCCUGCCAGAGAAGGAGCAGCUGUAGCAGAGCACGGCUUAUUUCCAUAUAAGCAGCACAGACUGGGGCCUUGCAGAGCCAUGCUCUGUGUCCAAAGAAGACACAAAUCAAGAACACUAUGGUGUUUUCACAAGCAGCACAUUUGAGUGCUCCUUACAGCAACUGGACCCUGGCGUUGGCCGGGUCUCCUGCCAGCGGUGCCUUGCUGAUCUGCCCCACCGAUGGCUCAGCUGAGGCACAGCCCUGCACCCUAAAACCACAGCCUGUCUUUUCUUUCCUCCUACCACGUGCCUUGACCUGGCUCAGGAGAUUGGUGGCCAUUAACUUGGAAGAGGGGACAAAAUGAAGGAAGAGGAGGGGGUUAUUUGUUCAUGCUCUAACCAAAGAACAGACUUUUUGGUUGCUUGGGGACAUGAAGACAAGACCACAGGGGUUUUCACCGUGACAAACACUGGGCUAGAUGUGAGAAUUACCUGCUGGAGCCCAGCAUCAGCAGGGCAGCCCAGGGCAUGGUUUUGUACAAGAUACAGGUUGCUUCUUCCUCCUCCCCUCCUUUUUAUUGCCGUACACUACUUUGGUAACAGAAAACACUGUUUCUGCUCUGCAUGGUUCAGUAUGGGUGUUGAGGUAAGAACCGGCAGAGCAUUAAUCAUGUUAUGUCAAUAUCUUGAGGGAAAUCUGUAUUUUGACAUUAUCUUGCUCUCAGUUUUAUGUACUGUGUUUGUAAUGCAUAGCCAAGGUAUGCAAGGACAACUUCAUGCUGUUUGGGCACAUCACUGUAAGUGUCAUCCCUCCCAGCUGUUCUAAUGUAGAGGUAUUUUUAUGAGCUUUUAAAGACAAAAUAUCUGAUUGCUUCUGAAACAAGACUUUUAUUUAAAAAUAAAGAGUGAGAUUGUGAAAGAAACCA